Molecule: messenger RNA, 2791 nt
Organism: Seriola dumerili (greater amberjack)
Lineage: Eukaryota; Metazoa; Chordata; Actinopteri; Carangiformes; Carangidae
Gene: hsd20b2
Product: very-long-chain 3-oxoacyl-CoA reductase-like
Exons: 10
Coding region: 91-1152 (353 amino acids)
Cellular component (GO): endoplasmic reticulum
Molecular function (GO): oxidoreductase activity
Source: RefSeq, a predicted model, not a curated record
AUCCCUUAUAAUAUUAAUUAAGGAUUCAGCACCAAAUUUUGCCCAUUGAGCUACAUGGGAAUCUAGUUCAGUCAGGAGCCCUGCUGCACAAUGUCAUUCACUGAAGUCCUAACCAUCAUUGGUGGAUUCAUGGUUGUUUUCCACCUACUGAAACUGGCCUGGAGAUGUUGGUGUGGACUAAGAGAGUUUGUGUUGUCAGAGCUUUGGCAAGAGGAUUUAAGGACAUAUGGACAAUGGGCAGUUGUCACUGGUGCCACAUCUGGCAUAGGUAAAGCUUAUGCCAGUGAGUUGGCGCAGAGAGGCCUAGAUGUCAUUUUGAUAAGCAGAUCUGAUGAUAAGCUUCAAAUGGUUGCCAAAGAGAUAGAGGAUCGUUAUGGACGAAAGACUCGCAUCAUCCAAGCAGACUUCACAGAAAGCAAUAGCAUCUACCCUGCUAUAGCCAAGGAACUACAGGGCCUGGAGAUUGGAAUUCUGGUCAACAAUGUAGGAAUGACCUAUUCUGAUCAUUUUGCCUAUUUCCUGGAAAUACCAGAUGCUGAACAGAAAAUCACUCAGGUUAUCAACUGUAACAUGCUGUCUGUCCCUCAGAUGACCAGACUUGUUCUUCCAGGCAUGAUUGAAAGAAGGAAAGGCUUGAUCAUCAAUAUCUCCUCUGAAGUGGGCAUCCGUCCACAGCCUUUGUUGUCCCUUUAUUCUGCCACCAAGAUUUUUGUUACAUAUUUCUCACAGUGUCUGCAUGCUGAGUACAAGUCAAAGGGAAUUACAGUUCAGUGUGUGGCUCCCUUCAUGGUGUCCACCAACAUGACUAACAACAUGAACGUCAACUACUUUGUAAAAAGUGCUUCAGGGUUCGCCCAUGAAGCCUUGAACACUGUGGGUCACUCCAGCUACACCAGCGGAUGUCUAUCCCACGCACUCCAGGUCAGAGAGAUGAGUGACUACGAUCACCUACAUAUUGUCAGCUGCUGCAAUAUCUUAAUGUCUCACCUUCUCUUUCCUGUCAUCCCACAGGACAUGGCUCUCACAAUACUCAUGCCGGACUGGAUUCGUAUGUCAUCAUUCCUCAUCAGAAAACUACGAAACCUCGCAGAGAUGAAUGAACAUGAAAUACAAGCGUGCAGGGAAGAGAAGCUCAGAGAAAAGGAGGAAUAAUCAUCUGCACAGAAGCUGAAGUUCACUAAAUGAAUGACAUGAAUGUUGGUUUUUGCAGCUGAAUAUGACCAUUAUAAAAGGUUAUCUUCAUUGUAGGUCCACUGCAGAUACCUUAAAUAUUUAUAAUAUCAUAGCAGAGUUAAAGGCAACACUAUGCAUAUAAAUAUAGUUAUGUUUUGUUAUUUGUUUAUUCUUAAUUAUUGCAUGAUGUUUUAAUUAUCUAUGGAGGCGAACAUGUACAAAAGCCUUAUUCACUCGACCUUUAAGUAGCACUGAGUCACAACAUCUGCAGGGAAACAUUAACAGAGUUUGUCCCUCUAUUGUUGCUAUUGCUGUAUAGUAUUAUUACACUUGACAGAUCUGCAGACACAAUUUGCAAUUAAGCAAUCUUUUAAAUACAUAGUCUCUUACAAUGAUACAAUAUAACAGUUGCAAAGAUAACAAUACACAGUACAUUUGACCUAUAUUUACUCCUGUGUACAGUGGGGUCCAAAAGUCUGAGACCACAUUCCCAUUCAAGUGAAUUAGUAAACAAGAGUCAGUCAUUUAAGGCUUUCAGUGACCAUUAAUCACAACUCAUGACGGAACAUGGUAAAAAGGUAAAGCCAAGUCAUGCAAGAUGCUUUUUCAGCAACUUUCUAUGUACAGUUUGUUAAAGAUCCAUGCAGUGUUGGAUGCUGUAAAACAAAACAUGACAAGAGUACUGUAACAUUUUACUCAUUUUACCCAUAUUGUAUUUUGUAAAUGUGGUUAAUUAUUUGCUGAGUAAAAAUAAGAGAACUUACUCUGGUUUCAACCUUGACUUGGUCAAAAUCAUCCUUGGUCCUGACUGAGACUGAAUUCACAUGCUCUUCAUUAUUUUUUAGUAACUCAAAAGUAACCAUGUGUAACCCUUUUUGGUGUAUUUUUGACAGUUUGCAUUGUGAAGCACAAAAGUCCCAUGUUUUUUUUUAAGUUAGCAUAUAAACCAGCAAUCAAUGCUAUUAUUCUGAGCUCCAAUGUACACAACAGUUCCCUUUGUGAAUACUGGAGAUACACAUGUAACAGCAAAAGUGCAUGGAGAACAAAUAUCAGAACUCGGUUCAGUGCAGAAACAAAAAGCCUUUUGAUCACUUGGUCCAACAACCAGCAGAAAUGUUAGAAUGAAGGAAAAAGCAAGCAACAAAAACACAAAGGACUUAAAAAGAUGAAGAAUUCGUAUGAAUUAAUACAAAAUCCUUUUUCGAAACUGAACCAAUAAUAUAUUUACCAUGGUCAAUCGGUAUCACAAAACACCACAGAUUUAUAAUUUCAUCCCUGAAAUUAUAUACAGUCAUUUCUAUAUUCAGUGUCCUAGACAACCCGUAAUGUUCAAAACAAAUUGUGUUUUUGUUCUGAAGAGACUUUGACACAUUUUCAUCUGUCUCAUGUGAAAAGACAGACCUAAAGACCUUAAGCUAAUGCAAACAAGAGGUUAUAUCACAAACAUGACCAAAAGAUGCUAGUUUCUGCCAUUUCUUGGCUAAAUCACCAAGCCAGUUCAAGUAUAUGAAAAUAAGAAAUUAUCCUAGAAUUUAUACUUUCACCUAAAUAAACAGCAAAGUCAGAUGAGACUUUGCUGCACAUACAAUAUCAAAUGAUAUAACAUGAACAAAACUCC